UUCAUUUGCCAUUCUAUAGGGGAAAGGUUGCCUAUAUAAACCAACUCCAAAUCUCAGAGCCUCACACUUGUUUUUCUGAGCACAAGCAAGCCUUUUGGAUUCUUCCAGAAUCAACAUUUCACCAGCCAUCAUGAACUCAGUAGUCAGCUUCUUAUGCAUUGCUGUCGCUCUCUGUGCAGCAUCUGUUGCAGCAGGCCCAGUUCUCCCCUAUCGACUACCUUUGGCUGGUGUCAGAAGUUAUUACUAUGGUGGAGUUCCAGCUCCCGUCGUCGCUCCCUAUGGAGCAGUUGCUCCAGUUGCCGCUGCUCCUGCAGUUGUCCCUGACUACUACACCUAUUCUGCAGCUGCUGCCCUCAGUUAUCCUGGAUAUCCUUAUGCAGGAUAUUAUGGAGUCCCCUAUGGAGCUUAUGCUUACCCUUACUACAAGAAAUGAGCACCUGAAUGGUAACGGUUGCGAUCUGGUCUGGUCUCAUUUAUACAUACAGGGGAGCUUAACUAGAUUCCUUAAAUUAUUCAAGUUCUGAAUAUCUUCUCCACGAGAAAAAUGUGAAACAGUUCUCUACAAAUCAACAAGGAUUUGCAAAGAAUUGUUAAUGUAUUUUCUGUAUGUGAUUUGAGACUAAUAAAAUUUUUUAAUGUUGCAAUAAUAAAAAAAAUGUCACUUUGU
Argiope bruennichi is the source of this 667-nucleotide messenger RNA. RefSeq lists its product as uncharacterized. The record is from RefSeq and is a predicted model, not a curated record. The transcript has 3 exons. The coding region runs from base 131 to 433 and encodes 100 amino acids. NCBI's taxonomy places the organism in Eukaryota, Metazoa, Arthropoda, Arachnida, Araneae, Araneidae.